Molecule: messenger RNA, 6950 nt
Organism: Pyrgilauda ruficollis (rufous-necked snowfinch)
Lineage: Eukaryota; Metazoa; Chordata; Aves; Passeriformes; Passeridae
Gene: DAAM2
Product: dishevelled associated activator of morphogenesis 2
Exons: 27
Coding region: 247-3501 (1084 amino acids)
Biological process (GO): negative regulation of oligodendrocyte differentiation; positive regulation of canonical Wnt signaling pathway; regulation of non-canonical Wnt signaling pathway
Molecular function (GO): small GTPase binding; actin binding
Source: RefSeq, a predicted model, not a curated record
GAGGAGCAGUACAGGCAUUUCUCUGUGUGGAUUACGGGACUGCAGAACAGGGAGGAUCCGAGCAGAGACACGGCUACUACAAUACAACCAUCUCUGCAGUCGAAGCAGCUGUAGUAAUUUGUCUGAAGGGGGUUCUUCAAACACAGUGAGGACCUGAACUGAACAGUGACCUACAGAGAGAGAGAAGAUCGAGUCAGAAACUACACAGAUCAUCCAGAACAUGAUUAGAAGAUAGCACCAUACACCAUGAUCAUGGCCCCCCGGAAGAGGAAUCGUCAUGCGUUGGGGUUUCUUUGUUGUUUUGGAGGCAGCGACCUCCCUGAAAUCAACCUCAAGGACAAUAAUCCUCUCCAAUUCCUUGAGUUUUCUGUCCCAAUCCCACCAGCAGAAGAGCUCAAUGCCAGAUUCGCCGAACUUGUGGAUGAAUUGGAUCUCACAGACAAGAACAGAGAGGCUAUGUUUGCACUCCCUCCAGAGAAGAAAUGGCAGAUUUACUGCAGCAAAAAGAAGGAACAAGAAGAUCCUAAUAAGCUUGCUACCAGCUGGCCAGACUACUACAUUGACCGCAUCAAUUCCAUGGCAGCAAUGCAGACUCUGUAUGCUUUUGAUGAAGAAGAAACAGAAAUGAAAAAUAAAAUAGUUGAAGACUUGAAGACAGCUCUGCGGACUCAGCCCAUGAGGUUUGUGACCAGGUUUAUUGAGCUGGAUGGCCUGAGCUGUUUGCUGAACUUCCUGAAGAGCAUGGACUAUGAGACCUCGGAGAGCCGCAUCCACACAUCCGUUAUAGGGUGUAUCAAGGCACUGAUGAACAACUCCCAAGGACGGGCUCAUGUCCUGGCCCAUCCUGAAAGUAUCAACAUCAUAUCCCAGAGCUUACGGACUGAGAACAUAAAGACCAAGAUUGCUGUGCUGGAGAUCCUAGGAGCUGUCUGCUUGGUACCAGAUGGUCACAAAAAAGUCUUGCAAGCCAUGCUUCACUACCAAGUCUAUGCUGCAGAAAGGACAAGAUUCCAGUCAUUGUUAAAUGAGCUAGACCGAAGCAUGGGGCGAUACCGAGAUGAAGUAAACCUCAAAACAGCCAUCAUGUCCUUUAUCAAUGCUGUUCUGAAUGCAGGUGCUGGUGAGGACAAUUUGGAGUUCCGAUUGCAUCUCCGAUAUGAGUUUCUAAUGCUGGGAAUUCAACCUGUCAUUGACAAGCUCAGAGGACAUGAGAAUGCCACACUGGACAGACAUUUAGAUUUCUUUGAGAUGGUCAGAAAUGAAGAUGACCUGGAGCUUGCCAAGCGGUUUGACCUGAUCCACAUUGAUACAAAAAGUGCCUCUCAGAUGUUUGAGUUGAUCAAGAAGAGAUUGAAGCAUACAGAUGCCUAUCCCUAUUUGUUAUCCAUCCUCCAGCACUGCUUGCAGAUGCCAUAUAAGAGAAAUGGAGGAAACUUCCAGCAGUGGCAGCUGCUGGACAGAAUACUCCAACAAAUUGUUCUUCAGGAUGAGCGAGGAGAUGAUCCAGAUAUAGCUCCACUGGAAAACUUCAAUGUCAAAAAUAUCAUUAAAAUGCUGGUGAAUGAAAAUGAGGUCAAGCAGUGGAGGGAUCAGGCAGAGAAGUUCCGGAAAGACCACGCAGAGCUGAUGAGCAGGCUAGAGAAGAAGGAGCGGGAAUGUGAAACAAAGACCCAGGAGAAGGAUGAAAUGAUGAAGACACUGAACAAAAUGAAGGACAAGCUGCAGAAGGAAUCCUUGGAGCUGCGCCAGACCCGAGACCAGAUGAAUGAUCUGGUGGCUCAACUUAAUGAGUUCUCGCAAGGGGGCAGCAUUUCCUUCCCACCCCCACCACCCCCUCCUCCAGGUGGCCCAUUAGCUUUGUCCUCUUCUCAUAUGUCCGAGAAUUUGCCACCAUUGCCACCUCCUCUGCCUUUCUCCAGCUGUCCCCCACCUCCUGCUCCACCACCUCCACCAGGAGGACCUCCUCCUCCACCAGGAGCACCACCUUUCUUCAGCAUGGGGGUGCCACCCCCUUCAACAACCACCUUCAGCACCAGUGGCCCCAGUCUGAAGAAGAAAUCUAUCCCACAGCCUUCACAUCCACUGAAAUCCUUCAACUGGGCUAAGCUGAGUGAGGAGAGGAUCCAUGGCACGAUCUGGAAUGAGAUUGAUGAUUUAAAGGCAUUCAAGGUGCUGGAUCUAGAAGAUUUUGAAAAGAUGUUCUCCGCGUAUCAGAGGCACCAGGACCUGCUAACUAACCCCUCCUCCUGUAAGCAGAAAGAGAUGGGCUCAACAGAAGACCUCUACCUCUCCACACGAAAGGUGAAAGAGCUCUCUGUGAUUGAUGGUCGGAGGGCGCAGAAUUGUGUCAUUCUCCUUUCCAAGUUGAAGCUGUCCAAUGAAGAAAUCAGACAAGCAAUAUUGAAGAUGGAUGAACAAGAAGACCUAGCGAAAGAUAUGCUUGAGCAGCUACUGAAGUUCGUUCCUGAAAAGAGCGAUACUGACCUGUUGGAGGAGCACAAACACGAAAUUGAGCGCAUGGCCCGAGCAGAUCGUUUCCUCUUCGAAAUGAGCAGGAUUGACCACUACCAGCAGCGGCUGCAAGCAUUAUUCUUUAAGAAGAAGUUUCCAGAGAGGUUGGCAGAAGCAAAACCAAAAGUGGAAGCCAUUCUUCUGGCAUCCAAAGAACUCAUCCGAAGCAAGCGUUUGAGGCAACUCCUGGAAGUAGUUCUUGCCUUUGGGAAUUACAUGAACAAGGGCCAAAGGGGAAGCGCUUAUGGCUUCAAAGUCUCCAGCCUGAACAAAAUUGCGGACACCAAAUCCAGCAUAGACAGGAACAUUACGCUCUUGCACUACUUAAUUAUGAUCUUUGAAAAGAAUUAUCCAGAUAUCCUAGAUAUCCAGUCUGAGUUGCAGCAUCUUCCAGAAGCAGCAAAAGUCAACCUGGUAGAGCUGGAGAAGGAAGUCAACAACAUAAAGACUGGAUUGAAAGCUGUUGAAACUGAACUGGAUUAUCAGAAGAGACGCAUGCGAGAAUCAGGGGACAGGUUUGUUCCUGUGAUGAGUGAUUUCAUCACUGUGGCCAGUUUCAGCUUCUCAGAGUUAGAAGACCUUCUCAACGAGGCUAGAGACAAGUAUGCCAAGGCACUGAAGCAUUUUGGAGAGACCGAGGGCAAGAUGCAGCCAGAUGAAUUUUUUGGCAUCUUCGACACUUUCUUACAGUCAUUUGCAGAGGCCAAGCAAGAUCUGGAGAAUAUGAGGAAGAAAAAGGAAGAGGAGGAGCGCAGGGCACGCAUGGAGGCCAUGCUAAAAGAACAAAGGGAGAAAGAGAGGCGGCAAAAGAAAGCAAAAGCUGGAAGCAUCUCUGAAGAGAGUGGAGAGUUUGAUGACCUGGUGUCAGCAUUAAGGUCGGGUGAAGUCUUUGACAAAGACUUAUCCAAGCUCAAGCGUAACCGCAAGCGUUCGGGGAACCAAGGCUUAGAGACAAGUCGUGAGCGGGUAGUGACAAAGCUAAAUUAUUAAUUACAAGAGGAAGAGAAAAAAUCAACCAAAAGAAAGUGUUGAAAAAGUGUAAAACAAGGAAGAUGAAUGUGUGUGAUGGCGCCUGGCUGACAGCUGUCCCAAAGGCUUUGGUCUGUAGCUAGAGACGUUACCUUUCCAUGAUCAGCUUUCCUCUCACCCCUCUUCUGUGCUCCUAAUUUGAACCAUUAUAAAAGUGCCUCUGUGGAUCCAGCAGGGCCUGUGACUGGGCCAUGCAGAGCUGACAGAUUUGCUUCUGGGAGUUUGUUGUGUCAUUAAAGGCCUCAUGGUGAUGACAGGAAGUACUUGGGCCUUGCAAACUGCCUCACAGCUGGAACAAGAUAAUUUUCUGUGUGCCAAAGUAAAAACUAGUCAUCUAGAUCUCUGUCUUGCUGAUAACAGGGAAGACUAAUUUCAGACCAACUCUGUAAACAGCUAUCACUUCUUCAAGAUCUAGACUGGCCUUCAGGGGUUUGUUGGGAUGUGGUUCUCAAGUUUCCAAUUCCCUUCUAGAACUGAAUUUUAUAAGCCAUUGAUUAGCACCUGAAAAAUGCAUUUAAGCUCAUGUCCUGUAUUUUUUGUGCGGCCUACACUGUCCAAAGCAAGUAAAGCUUAGAAAGAAGUCUUCAGUUUCUGUAACAAAAUGAAAAUCAAGAAUCAAGAUCAACAUACAAUAAUUUGCAAAAGUCUUUUGGAUUCUGUUUUGCUAGAAGGAGUUUUCUGGAAUUUCUCAGUGGUUGAGUCUCAAAGCUAUGAAAUGCAUCUUCUUGGAAAGGAACUGUGGCUUUCCUUUAGAAAACUAAGCCACUGCCAGGUUUGGAUUACAAGUAGAUAACUGUAGAGCCUGUUGUCGUUGCUGGAGGCUGGCAGAGAAUCAGUGGAAAAUUUCUUAUCUGUUUGUGCAGGAUUGGAAAUUGGGAACUCCCUAGUAUCAUCCACAGGUCUCCAGUAGCAAACAGCGAACAGGUUCACUGCCUGCAAGAAGUGAGAUUUCUUUUCCACUUGAUGCUAGCUGUGAUUGCUGUUGGCAUGAACUGGUCUUUCUGUCCAACAGCCUGACCUCCACUGCACACACCCCACUCCUGCUGAGGGGAACCACAUCACUCAGAAAGGUAUGAAUGGUGUCAAAGGAGAGCCUUGGAGCACACUGCCUUUUUCAUUUUGAAGAAAUCACUUGGGAUGAACCAAGGGAGAGCUCCAUAAUUAAAACUGAGAGUUUUUUGAGGAGGACACAGAAUUGUGUAAGCCAAGCAGACUUUGGAGUUAAUUCAGAAGAAACAAAUAAAUUUGUAGUUAAGUUAUAGGAAUUAAAUAUAUAAGCAGAAAAGAAAAGAACCCAAGAAGAGGCUUGAAUUCUGUGUGUCUUCAUGGUUCUAGAAAAGGGAUUGGAUUGUGUGGGCUAUCAUGGCCCUUUUUUUUACCUUUUUUUUCAAACUUGUCUUCUUUUUUUAUUAUCUUCCCUGGAGAAGGAAAAGACAAAAAGAAAUACUGGUGAUGGAUACUUCAUCCUAGACAGGAAGAAAAGAGAGAACAUUUGGAAAGAGAGACCGACCAUCUACAAAUUGCUGCAUUAGUCAAUAGCACAAAAUGUCAAGGAAUCCCAGGGAAGUUUAAUCAUUUGGUUUGAUUUUUCUCUGAAUGUCACUUAACCUCAGGCUCUGCACUGAGUCUGCAGAACAGAACUUCCUCUACAAUGCACGCUGCCUGAUCAGUAUUACACACUACAAUGUUGGAGAAGCAAACUGUGGUGGUUUUCUGAACACUUUGAGAGUUAAAUAAUUAUGUAAACUAUUAAAAGCAAAAAAGAGAAUUGAGAGAAGAGAAGCAAAAAAGUCAGAAUUGUUAAACUCUGAUGUUUCAUUGUUUACUGGAUUUUGAGUCUCCCACCCUUGAAUUUCCCUAUUUAGGACAUUCCAGACUGCCGCGCCUCUGUAUAAUACUCAUCGUAAAGAGCUGGUAUCUUACAAGAGCUGGGUGCAUUCUCCUCCCUUACUAUCCCACUCCCCUUCUGGGAUUAGCUAUUAACAGCAAUGCCUAUUGCAGUGGACACAAGCACCUUGUAGAAGAAAGACUAUUUCUUAAAGGUUUUUGAAAGUUUAAGAAAAAAAUCUCACUUUUUUAAGCAUUUUUAUUUUAAAUUACAAAUGGAUUUUUAGAAAUGUCUCUUGUAAAUUAUAUUAACUAGCUCCUUGCUGCUCCCUGAAGUAGACUUGCUAUAUAUCCCAGCCCUUUUGUUUGUCUUGUUUUAAAGCAUGCCAUGUAACCUAUGCCAUGUAAGCCAUAUGAGAGGUGGUAAUAUGUGCCAAAUUGGUAUACAGUUGAGUUUAGAUUUGAAUAAUCCCUGAAUUCCAAAGACUAUGCUUUUAGGCAUUAGAACAUUGUAGGGGUUUUUCCUCCCUCUUUGUUCUCCCUGGGUUUAGGACUCACCCAGAAGUUCACGUGUAGUGCCAAGGUCAGUCCUAGUGCAAGAUGAUGUGCAAGUACAGCUGCUUGCAUGCUCCCCAGGUACUUGUGUGAUAAGGCAGACUGUCAGUGUGGCAGCUGCCAGAGAAGAAACACCUCAGGGCAAACUCUUUGAAUAUAAAUACAGCAUUUCCCCUGCCCCGGUAUUUGUCAAACCAGGUCUGUGCUGUGCUUUCUGAAACUGAAGUCACUUUGCCAGGCCACAAAUGUAGCAAAAGCAGAGAGAGUGAUAAAUCCUCUGUCCCUUUGUGUACACAGUUCAGCCCUGACUUAAAGAGGUCCUGCAUGAUGGUACACAACAACACUCCAGCCACCCUGGGAGUCAAAGAAAGCUGCUAUGGUUUUGCCACCUCUUUAACUCAUACAUUAAUAAUGAGUUUGUGCAACUCCUGUAAAUCAGCUGGGGGAUCCUUAAGGGGAUGGACAGAAAGCUCAGAGUCAUGUCCUGAUUCAAUGCAGCUCAACUUUCUCAGCACUCCAGUGCCCUAGGCUCCCUGUUUUGAAUCAGCGAUGGUGGCCAAAAGCUUAAUUCAGUGUGCUGGACAGUCCCCCAGGCUCUUGACUCCAUCGUGAAAGUUCAUAAAGAUUUUGGAAAAGCUCAGUUUCACACUGAGGCAAGCAGUGUUUUCAUACAAGUGGUGACAAGCAGAGAGGUCCAUUAAAUUAUCUACUGUAUGAGAUGAGGUUACCCACACAGAAGAUAAGGAAAAAAUUGUCUCUGCUGUAGGGCCUGGCCUCAGAUUCGUGCUGAAGCCAAGUUUGUCCAUGUUUCUCAUCUCUUGGGUAUUGUGAGUGCAUAUAAUACUCUCUUCUUCAGCAGUUGUAGUUGAGUUGCCAGGUGUUGAAGGAGAAAGGAAAAUCUUAUUCCUGAGUAGACUUAGGAAGCAGUCUGAGGUCUAACAUCACUGGAGAAGAGCUAGGGUCUGCUGUUGUCCUUGCACCUGUGCAUAAUAGCAGCAUUUUAAGAGAAGUCACUCUGUGACUGGAAA